AUGGAGAUUGCUGCUCGAGUACGUCAUCCUAAUCUCCUUCAGUUCAUAGGAGCCACUAAAGUGGGUACUCCUAUCAUCCUCUCAGAACUAAUGCCAACUAGUCUUCGCAAAGAGCUAGAAACUGGUCCUCUACCCUAUCAUGCUGUUUUAGCUAUCAGUCAAGAUAUAGCCUGUGGUCUCAACUAUCUCCACCUCUUUAAACCAGACCCAAUACUACAUAGAGAUGUCAGCACUGCUAAUGUCCUUCUUACUGCAUUGUCAAUGGGUGGAGAGCCAAGGCGAUUAAGAGAUGCUUGUGUUGAAGCUGAACAAAGAACAACAAAGAGCAAGAGAGCAGAUACUUGUAAUUACCAGACAGAUACAUUCAGUUCUGCCUACUCCAGUGUCCUUGAUAGUACUGGAUCUAGUUCAGCUGUAGAAUUAGAGAGAGCAAAAAUAAAGAUCAGAAAAUUGGAAAAAGAGGUAACUGUUUUAGAACAGCAACUACAAGAGAAAACAAAACUAUCAGAAACUCACGUUGAGGACCUGACACAACUGAGGUCCUUACUAGCACAAGAGAAAGCCACUCAUGCUAUCAGUUCCCAUCAAUCACAAGAGAAGGCAGCUAGUUUUCUGUCAUUGUCGACGUAUAUUCAUCGUGACUUGAAACCACAAAAUCUCUUAAUUGAUGCGUCUAUUAAACUGGCUGACUUUGGACUGGACUCUCUCUGGUACACACACACACAUACACUGACCCAUUUUUAAAUUCCACAGGUAGUAACACUGUGGUACAGGGCCCCUGAAGUCUUACUUGGUUCAGCACGAUAUUCUUGUCCCAUUGAUGUAUGGAGUAUAGCUUGUAUAUUUGCUGAAAUGUCUAAUAAAAAACCUCUGUUUCAAGGAGACUCUGAAAUUGAUCAACUCUUCCGAAUUUUCAGGAUUUUGGGUACACCUAAUGAUACAACAUGGCCUAAUGUAACUGAACUACCAAAUUUUAAACCAAAUUUCCCUAAAUGGAUUGGAAAGACAAUAAAAGAAGUUUGUCCUCGACUUGAUGCAGCAGGUUGUGACCUGUUAAUGCAAAUGUUGGUUUAUAAUCCUGGGAAGAGAAUGUCAGCAAAGACUGCUAUGCAACAUCCUUAUUUCAGUGAUUUAGACAAGUCAGGUCUACCUGAUACAGUCAAUGGAUAA
This is a messenger RNA of Gigantopelta aegis, 1170 nucleotides long. Its product is annotated as cell division control protein 2 homolog B-like. Gene Ontology annotation, molecular function: ATP binding; RNA polymerase II CTD heptapeptide repeat kinase activity; cyclin-dependent protein serine/threonine kinase activity. The record is from RefSeq and is a predicted model, not a curated record. Gene Ontology annotation, cellular component: nucleus. Gene Ontology annotation, biological process: protein phosphorylation; mitotic G2 DNA damage checkpoint signaling; G2/M transition of mitotic cell cycle. NCBI's taxonomy places the organism in Eukaryota, Metazoa, Mollusca, Gastropoda, Neomphalida, Peltospiridae.